AUGGGGAAAAGGUGGGAUGCCUGCCGCUAUGACGCAGCCGAGGCCCGCGGUGACGGCGUCAGAGUUUCACCCGGGGAGGUGAGCGGCAGCGGGACGGGGGAACGGCGGGGUAGCCAAGCAACGCCGGACGCGCUGACGUCGCCGGGGCGGCAAAACGUCCGCCCGGGCCCGAGGCGGGCGGAGGCAGCUGUGGUUACGUGCGGGGGGCCGGUGACGCAGUCGCGGGGCGCUGGGACGCGGCGUGCGGAGCCGGCCGGCAGGGGCAGGCCCCAAGGCCCGGGCGCGGCGGCGGGACAGCACCUACCUUCCCGGCUUCAGGUCCGGGAGUGCGGGGCGCGGAGCCGCCGGAGCGCAGCCUCCCUCCUUCCUCCUCCCCCCGCCCCCGCCCCGCAGCGCGACACACAAUACUCGCCGGAAGCGGAAGCCGCGCGGAGAGGCUCGUGUCAGUGGAAGUCGGGGUGUCGGCUGGCCGCCGCGGGAAGGCCUAGCGGUGCCUGCGGGAGGUGGAAAGGGAGGGGGGUCAGAGGUGAGAACCAGCUGGAGGAGUCAGGAACGAGAAGGGACCCGGAGGGGCAGGUGUCUGAAAUGUGGUCGUCCAGGUCAGUCCAGAGAGAAGGUGGCGAGCUGAAGCGGCGGCCAGUUACGUGGCGGACCUGCGGGUCUCAGCUGGCACGUCACUUCCGACUGGUUGAGUUUUAGCCUUUUAACAUUCCAGGAUUAGGUAACCAUUCCGAGGAGGAAGAGUAUUUCAAAAAGUCUGUGAAGAAUGUGUUUGCCUGGAGACUGAUUAUUAACAAGAUUUUAUGCUGAAUAUGGAAGGAAAGGUGAGAGAAUGUUUAGAUAAAAAUAUAAAAUUACGGGGCGCCUGGGUGGCUCAGUGGGUUAAGCCUCUGCCUUUGGGCCAGAUCAUGAUCUCAGGGUCCUGGGAUCGAGCCCUGCAUCAAGCCCUGCAUCUCUGCUCAGCAGGGAGCCUGAUUCCCCCUCUCUCUCUGCCUGCCUCUCUGCCUACUUGUGAUCUCCCUCUCUAUCACAUAAAUAAAUAAAAUCUUAAAAAAAAAUUAUGUAGGGCAUGUACUAGGAUAUAGAAUAGGGGUUGGCAAAUCUUUCCUGUAAAGAACCAGAUAAGCUGUAUUUUCUGCUUUGAGGCUUAUACUUCCUCUGUAUUUGUAGUGUGAAAACAGUGUUAGUAUUAAAUGAAUGAGAAUUGCUUUGUUCCAAUAAAACUUCAUGUAUGGACACUGAAA
Lutra lutra (Eurasian river otter) is the source of this 1244-nucleotide messenger RNA. RefSeq lists its product as uncharacterized. Lineage: Eukaryota; Metazoa; Chordata; Mammalia; Carnivora; Mustelidae. The record is from RefSeq and is a predicted model, not a curated record. The transcript has 4 exons. The coding region runs from base 1 to 699 and encodes 232 amino acids.